Messenger RNA from Fusarium fujikuroi IMI 58289, 1266 nucleotides. RefSeq names its product related to salicylate hydroxylase. The coding region runs from base 1 to 1266 and encodes 421 amino acids. Gene Ontology annotation, molecular function: monooxygenase activity; FAD binding. The transcript has 2 exons. Lineage: Eukaryota; Fungi; Ascomycota; Sordariomycetes; Hypocreales; Nectriaceae. The record is from RefSeq and is a predicted model, not a curated record.
AUGCAUAUCGUCAUUAUUGGCGCUGGCCCAGCGGGCCUCGCAGCUGCCCUCGCACUCUCCCAAACCACCAUUCAAGGCUCCCCGACCCAAAUUACUAUUCUCGAGCUGCGCCCAAAAGUCGAAACGCUCGGAGGAACGAUCUUGUUGACACCCUUGGCACUACGGUACCUAGACGAUCUUGGUGUCGGAUCACGAUUGCGAAAGCUGGGUAUCCCGGUCCGAGGUGUCGAUGUCGUGGCUCUUCGGACUGGCCGGACGCUGGGGCAGAUGUUACCGGGAACAGAUGCGCUGAGAGUUAUAAGACAUCAUCUUGUGCAGUGCAUGUCGGAUGUAGUUGCUGAACUGCCACAGGACCGUGUCACCUUGCGCUAUGGUGCGACAGUCACCGGCAUACAACAGGUCGGUGACCAGGGAGAGGACGAGGGAGCAGUUCGUGUCGACGUACAGUUUGAUGCUGGGAAGUCAGAGGAUUCUAUCAGCUGUGAUAUCCUGCUUGGAUGCGAUGGUAUACACUCUUUUGUUCGGACGACAGUUGUGGACUGUGAACGGAAGAAGACGUAUUCUGGUCGUGCCAUCGCCUACGGGUACGUCAACUGUGAUUCUACUGGAGACAUUGGUUUGACAACAUCGGAUGGGAAGCUGCGCCUCCGAGACUCUACUAUGAUCCAAGGUCAGCAUGGAUCGUUCUUGAUGACCUAUUUCGAACCAUCGAGGGGAAAGGUAUACGCUCUUGCUAUCAUGCCGAUGGCAGAGAAUCAAGAUGCACGGGAAGGAUGGAAGGCUUUGGGAGAAGACAAAGUUGCAAUCAAGCGGGACAUCGUGGAUCGUUUCAAGGAAGGCGGUAUCAAAGGUCUAGAACCCAUCAUCAACGAAAGCGACUGGUACUUCUACCCUGUCUAUAUGCUUCCUGUGGAAGGAAGAUGGAGCAAGGGCAGAGUGUUUCUUCUCGGGGAUGCCGCUCAUGCUAUGCCACCCCAGGGCGAAAGUACUGGUAUCGCGAUCGAGGACAGUGUCCUCUUCGCCCACGUACUUAGCGAGGGGAUAUCAAGGGGUAUCCCCUAUGUGAUGGAGGCCUACGAGACUCUGAGACGAGAUGAUAUCACGAAGCUGCACUCUGAGACAAUAUUUCGCUGGAAUACUGGGAGUUCAUCGUCUUGGCUAUGGAGUAUCAUGAUGGAAUUUGCCACUUGGGUCUAUCUUCUUCUUGCCAACUACCGACAGGAAGAUUACUUUAAGCGGGAUGUAAGAAGCUUUAAGCUUCCAUGA